AUGCCAGACGCAAAGCCAGAAAUCGUGUUCGUCACCGGAAACCAGAACAAGUUGAACGAAGUCCGCCUCAUUCUAGGCGGAGAUGCCACCCCAUUCCAACUAACCAACGAACCUUUGGACUUGGAGGAAAUCCAGGGCCACGACCUCCAGGAAAUCGCAGAAGCAAAACUAAAGCAAGCCGUCGACCAAUUGGGCCCCGGAAGACCAGUAUUCGUGGAAGACACAGCAUUGUGCUUCGACGAGUACAACGGCCUACCCGGUGCAUACAUCAAAUGGUUCGUCAAAUCCAUGGGCCUCGAAAAAGUCGUCAAAAUGCUAGACGGUUUCGAAAAUAAAGGCGCAUACGCCGUCACAACCAUCGCAUACGCCGACUCACAGGGCAAACACCACUUCUUCCAGGGCAAGACUCACGGAACCAUCGUUCCAUCACGUGGACACAGAAACUUCGGCUGGGACUCUAUCUUCCAACCAGACGAGGCUCCAAACGGCGAAACCUACGCCGAAAUGGAGAAGACCGACAAGAACAAGAUAUCCCAGCGUGGCAGGGCUUUCGACCAGCUAAAGAAGCACCUAUACUCCAGCUGA
Kluyveromyces marxianus DMKU3-1042 is the source of this 585-nucleotide messenger RNA. RefSeq names its product nucleoside triphosphate pyrophosphohydrolase HAM1 (gene HAM1). Gene Ontology annotation, cellular component: cytoplasm. The record is from RefSeq and is a predicted model, not a curated record. The coding region runs from base 1 to 585 and encodes 194 amino acids. Gene Ontology annotation, molecular function: nucleoside triphosphate diphosphatase activity. The transcript has a single exon. Gene Ontology annotation, biological process: nucleoside triphosphate catabolic process. Lineage: Eukaryota; Fungi; Ascomycota; Saccharomycetes; Saccharomycetales; Saccharomycetaceae.